GAGGGGCCGACAGAAAAUGGCGAGUCUGUGCAAAAGGCAGCAAUGCACGGUAGAGAGGCGCGGCUUUCGGCAGGAACUUGACUCUUGGAGGCACAAACUCAUUCACUGUGUAGGCUUUGAAAGCAUCUUGGAAGGCUUGUUUGGGCCGGGACUAGUCAAAGAUAUCACCCUGUUCCAAGACUGCGAGCCGGAGGAAGUGUCUGACUGGUCCUUCGACGAGAACUGUCUCUUCUGCUGCUUGAGACGUGAGAAGAUCAAGGACCACGCUGCAGAGGACGGGGGAGGCAGCCAGUCGCUGUCCGAGUGUGAAGACUUCAAGCGGGAGCUGUCUCGGAUCAGCCGGCUGGAGAGACAGGCCCAAGACUUCCUCAAUGCUGUGUUCCACCGAAAAGACCUCCCAAGUCUCUCAGACCCGCACAUUCCUCUAGUGGCUCGUGAGAUCAUGCAGCGAAUGAUCCGCCAGUUCGCUGCCGAAUAUACCUCAAAAACUACUCAGGACGACCUGCCCCUGCCCAACGGCACCAUGAAGGACCAAAGCCUACCGAUAGCGGCGUCUCUGGCCCUGGGCUCCUGCUCCCCGCCCGGGGCCCUGCCGGCACCGAGCUCCCCUCCAUCGUCUGCCUCCUCCUGCCCAUCCCCGACCCCAGGGCCAGGCCUCAGCCCCACCUCCGCUAACGCUGCCGCUGCCGCUGCUGCCGCCUCAGCAGCUUCCUGCACCCAGAGCAGCAACGGCACGGGAGCCAGUAACGGCGGAGGAGGAGGAGGAGGAGGAGGAGGAGGAGGUACGGCUGCUGCCUCUGCACAGAAUCCCGUCCUCAGCAAGCUUCUCAUGGCCGACCAGGACGGCCCGCUGGACCUCACCGUGAAGAAGAACCAGGUCGACGACGAGCCCAGCCAGCAGGACGGCGUCCUGGACCUCUCCACCAAGAAGAACAACGGUGCAGACGACCGCAAAACCUCGUCCGGCUUCCCGCCUGCGUCUGGGGUCAAAGGACGUUCCCUCAAAGUGGAACAUCCGCUGCCCGAGGUGGACGAGGACGAUGGCCCUCUGCAGAAAAGCUUGCAGGACGGACUGAGGGAGAACUCCAGCUCCUUCAAGCCGCCACUGGCCCGCUCACUGCGCAUCAAGGAAGAGCUCCUCAGCCAAAAGCACCGCCUGCUGAGCCAGCCUGCUGCUCUCUCAUUGGCUAAUCUAGAGGCAGCCGGCUUGCUCAGUCACGGGCAGUCCCACUCCUUGCUUGGCCAGAAGGGCUCCUCCUCCUUCUGGGGAAGCAAGGCCCAUCUCGAGAGCCUGAUGAAGCUGAAACAGGCCAGCGGAGCUCUGAGCGGGGCCCUCAGCGACCUCAAAGACCUGCCUACAUUCCUGGAGAAUCACCACCACAACCACCAUGGAGCCUUCUCCAUCAAGAGUUCACUCCUCCAUCACCACCACAAUCAGGCCUCCAAGGCCCAACACCACCACCAAAACGAGGGCAAGAGAGACCAAGGCCACUCGCCACCUGUCGACCUUAAGAUCCCCCAGGUUCGGGGCAUGGAUCUCUCCUGGGACUCCCAUGCCUCCGACCUGUACGGCUACAGCAGCAUGGGGGGUGGCCAUGGGGAGAAUAGUCUGAGCCGGAAGUUGAGAGCCAUCCUGCCCAAGCAGAACCGCCGGGGGUCGAGCCUCGGAAGCCUGCUGGAUGGGGCGGCGGACUACUGGAGCUCUGACCUGGAGCACUCCAUCUCCGGACCAGCAUACUCCACCUCCGACGUGGAAGGGGACCCGAACUCCAAGCAGCCACGGAAGAAGAGGGGCCGUUAUCGCCAGUACAACACCGAGAUCCUGGAGGAGGCCAUCACGGUAGUGAUGAACGGGAAGAUGAGCGUGUCCAAGGCUCAGAACAUGUACGGCAUCCCGCACAGCACCCUAGAGUACAAGGUCAAAGAGCGCUUGGGAACCCUGAAGAACCCCCCAAAGAAGAAGCUCAAGCUCAUGAUGAAGAUGGAAGCGGGAGGCCAGGAGUUUCCCGCCGAGUCGGAGAACACGCCAACCUCAACCCCGCGAGACGACGAGCCGCCUCUGGCCGCCGUGGAGCUCAAGAACAAUGUCAAAGAAGAGAUUGAUGACAAUUUCCAACCAAUCGACUAAACGACUUACACAUGUAAACCUCAGUCAAAUGACUUAAGUGAUUUGAAAACGGAUGGGGCUUUAUUUGUGCCAAUUUACUUUGCAGUAUCUGGGUGAGCACAAACACAGGGAUAAUAUGAGGAGGAUUCUUAGAAACACACUGGAGAGAAACACCUGAUCGGAUGGUAUUUAACAAGCGUCCCUAAAGCGACGCUGUGCAGGCAUUUGUUUAGCUUUCAUAUCCAGGGGCUGAACAAAUGCAGCUAAAGACAUUGGUUAAAUGACAAUUAAUGAAAUUUCCUAAGCAUGCUGAUAAUCCCGAGCCCAAAAACCCAAUCGCCCUUUUUCUGAACUUGAUACACUGAACCAUUGCUGCUUAUAGACGCAGUUUGGGCUUUUGGACUAUUCCAAUUUGGGGAGAAACGAGGGGAAAGUUUGAAAAUUAACUCACAAAUCUUGUCCCUUAACCACUCCCCUCUCUCACGGAUAGCUGACAAUUGGUAAGUGGACUGUCUAUUACAUUCGAAGCCAACUGUAAAGUUUAAUCAUACCACUGAUACUCCUCCCCGGGGUUCUGAAUCAAAGCCCGUUCUCUUAUUGCCAGGUAGCCAUGACGCUUUAACUGCAAACCUUUACUUUCCUCCUGAAGAUAUUCUGCUAAUCUCUGUGCGAAUGAAAGCAACAUUAACCCGUCCUUUUUGAAAAACGAGAAAAAGACACACAAAAGUCAUUCAGGGAUGCUUGUCUGUGAGUGGACACUACUGACUUCUAUAACUGACUUCUUUUCCUCUAUCUUUUUCGUUUGAUUUGUUUUUUGCUUUCUUUUGCACUACACUCUGGGUCUGGCGCUUACAGACCAGGUUACCUCGGCAUUGUUGCCCUCGCAUCAUGCACUUAUUAUGGUCUGUCUCUGAAGCCCAGUCGCAACCUCUCAACGGCGUCAGAGGUGCACGUCGCCUGCGUUCGCUGAUCCAUCAUCAGAUUCAGGAGGGCGGUUAGUUUGACCCUCUUUUUUGCCAACGGACAAGCGGAGGGGCUAAUCUGAUCAUGGAUCAGCUGUUUUUUUAAGGCGGAAUGCUACCUCAUGGACCUCCGUCAGUGUCUCACUGCUGAUCCUGGAAUGCCGGAGAUGCCUUCAGGUUUCCUUCCAAACGGUAACCGAAGUGAGCUCCUCCCCGCCGCGGCGAUCUUUACCUGCUGAAGGCCUUUUAGGAUCAGAAUGUGAAACCGCUGCUAUACAGUCGAUUAUCUAGCUCCUACACGAGGCCUAAGCUAAUGAGUUCUAGCUCGUCUUCGCUAACAACGAUACAUUUCUCAUGGUUUUGUCUUUUUUCCUUUUUCUAAUCAAACUAAGCAGAAGCAGCUUAGCUGAUCUCCUCCAUCAAACGUCAAAGACAGUUUUAGAGGCUGUUUACUACAACAAUGUGCAUUUACAGAGGGGUGUUGAUUUUGGGUGGUGGGUGGGCGAUAUGCAGUGGGGAGGUGUAGAUGAUAGAGGUGAGGGGAAGGCAGAUUUUAAUAUAUUAUAAGUUAUUACUACUGAUUAUGUAAAAGCCGAUCCGGGAUUUCUUUCUCCUCAUUUUUAACUCAGGGUGACUGAGACAGAUGUUGUGGGUUUAACAUGUGGUCAUUUCCUCUUGGACCUGUAGUAGACGGACAGGAGGAAAACACACGCCUCUCGCUGAUGCUAACCAAUCACACAACACUACAGGAUACACACCGACGAUGGGUUUAGGCGCUUAACUUCUAACAUAGCACUUUUCAAAAGUCAGAAAGACGGGAGGUGUUUGUGGUUAUGCAUGUAGUUCUCUUCUCUGAGGGAUAUGGAAAAUAAGCUUUAGUGUGUGAAGACUGUCAGAAUCUGCAGCUUGGACCCAAACGACUCUUUCUUUUCCUCUCAAUUACCUCCGAGAAGUCAAGAGAAGAAAGGAAAGUUUUUAAAAACAGGUCAACAGCUUGAACAAGUUCAGUUUUGUGUCGUCUUUGUCGCUUCCCCCCCCCCCACCACCCUCCCGUCACUGCUGAAGAACCAGGGACUGAAAAACCAUCGUCAGGAAUUUACCAGGCGGGGAAAGAAUAUCCCUCAGAGACGCAGGUGGAAACACAAAAAGCUCUCCUGAUGUUCUCCCCCAGGGAAACACUGACGCACAUGAAAAAUGCUUCUGGUUGUUCUGUUUAGUUUUGCUUUGUGGUAAAUGUCGCUCUUCGCUCCGAACACUGCCUGGUGCUCACCCAGUGUGUGAGAUUUAACAUGAGAAAUGUACCUCUGCUCAGAUGAUGAUGAUGAUGAUGAUUCACUCCUUUUGAAAUGUAUUGUAUAUUUAAUUUAUUUGAUUUUUCUUUUAUUAUUCUCUUGAAAAUGGCAUGCACCACUUCCCUGGCUGAUUCUGGGAUCAGGCCAAUUAUUGAUUAUUUAUGUUGAGAGGAUUUCAACUCAAUUAAUCCUGAGCCAGAGAUGCUAAAAUCAUCGAGAAUUUGACUCUUUUCUACCUGUUGCUUACAAUCUUCAUUUUCCCUCUCAAGUUUUCCAUUUAAGCUUCGUAGCUGCCUCGGCCUGAUUGGCCUGUCCGCAUGGCCAAUGGGAAAAGCUUUAGCAAAGACCCCUGGACCUACAGAUCGUUGGGUGGUCGUCAUGCAUGAAAUGCGUCCCACACUGACAAUGCCGAGCAUUUGAAGUGUCUGAAGGUUGUUGUGUGCGUUAAGUCGGACCCAGCGAAGCACAAUGCACUGACGUGAGAGUUAAAACAGGAUCUCAGCCCCGGUGUUGAUGCACUUCUCAUGAAAACUCCUCUUAUGAAAAGGCAUGAAGCUGCUCACUCCAGCAGCUUGAAAAAAACAUAACUUAGCGUGAACCCCCCCCC
Pleuronectes platessa (European plaice) is the source of this 4968-nucleotide messenger RNA. RefSeq names its product ligand dependent nuclear receptor corepressor (gene lcor). The transcript has 7 exons. Gene Ontology annotation, molecular function: DNA binding. The coding region runs from base 17 to 2128 and encodes 703 amino acids. Gene Ontology annotation, cellular component: nucleus. The record is from RefSeq and is a predicted model, not a curated record. Gene Ontology annotation, biological process: regulation of transcription by RNA polymerase II. Lineage: Eukaryota; Metazoa; Chordata; Actinopteri; Pleuronectiformes; Pleuronectidae.